AUGGCGACCCUGGACCAGGCACCCAACUUUCCACAAGGCCCUGAAGUUCUGGCUUCCUACUUCAGAGCUGAUAAGUUUGGAUUGAUAUUUCUUUCUCAAGCAGAAGUUGCAUUGACUGCCAAAUUCACGCCCAUUCCAGGUUUCUACCAUCUCUACCUGCCAGCAGAUAAGUUCCCAGAAAACUCCUUCUUUGAUGUGGACACCGUGAACUUUCCCACCCCCAACUUCUGCUUUGUGGGGCUCUUGUCAAUGAUCAACGCCCUCGGUCCACUGUGCCAGACAGUCACCAAAUGCUGGAGUGCAGGGAUCAAGGGCGAGAAGCCCGGACAAAACCGAAGUCAGCCCAGGGCUCAGGCACCGCAGGGGCCAGCUCGGGUGGGCUUGAGCCUCCGGCCGCUGAUUGGCUGUCCGCGGCCUCCGGUGAUUGGUUGCCGCCGCGAGGGCCGCUGGGACUGGCACGCGGCGCCUGCCCUCGCACCGCACCGAGAGGAGGCCAUGAUGGCGGGAGGGCCGUCGAGGGCUCGGCUCGUUCUGGCUUCCUGCCAGCGGGCGGGGAGCAAGCGCUGGCCCAGGAGUGCCGCCGAGAUCCGGUGCACCCGGUGUGGAGGAAGGGCGGCCAGAGAUUCCGGUCACCACCGUGAACUUCAGUGUGGACAUGCUUUUUGUGAACUGUGCUUGUUAAUAACUGAAGAAUGCAGCACAAUUAUAUGCCCUGAUUGCGAGCUUGCUACAACUGUAAAUACAAAACAAGGAUACUACUCAAUAGAUGGUUGUAUUGAAGAUUCGUUUAUGGAAAAACAGCAACCUAAAAUGGUAAAGAAUCUUUCUCAAGACUUUAAAAAGACUGCUGAUCAGCUAACUAUCGGUAUAGAACAUUCAACCUCCAUACACAAGACUGCUUUGAACUCAUCUGCUGUAGUGUCGGAGACUAAAACUGCAGAAGAAAUUGAUGAAGCAUUGAAGAUAGCAGGAUAUAAUUUUGAACAGUUAAGCAUUGCUGUAAAAAUGCUUGAACAUAUACAGAAUCAGACAAAAGAGGAGACAGACAGUCUUACAAAGGUUGUGGAGAAACAGUUUGAUCAACUUUUUGCUUCUCUUGAUUCCAGGAAAAAGAACCUAUGUGAAGAACUUGUAAGAGAUACAGAUCAUUAUAUAUCAAAUUUAGUAAUGGCAAAAAGCUACAUUGAAGAGAAAAAAAAUGAGUUGGAUGCAGCUAUGAAGAUAGCAAGAGAGUUAAAAUCAGCACCUUCUCUGAGGACAUAUUGUGAUCUGAAUCAGAUUGUCCGGACUUUGAAGAUAACAUGUGAGAGUGAAUUGUCACAAGUUAGUUCUCUAACACGAAGGAACCCUCCCAGGUUGAAUAUGAACUGCAGUGAGAUCAUCUGUAUGUUCAACAAUAUGGGAAAGAUUGAAUUUGAGGACUCAACAGAAUGCUAUUUUCAAGAAAAUGAAAUUGGACAGAAUGUUCAAAAGAAAUAUAAUAAAAAGGAACUUUCUUGUCAUGAUACAUACCCGUCACUAGAAAAGAAAGAGGUUAACGUGUCUGUCCUAACCAGUGAAGCACCACCUUUGCAACUGGAGACCAAUGAUGUACAUUUAGAAGGGAAAAACUUCCAGCCACAGAAAGAGGUUGUUGCAACGACAUCCCCUAAAACCAUUGCUGUGCUUCCUGAAAUGGGAUUUAGUCCUGAUGUGAUAAUUGAAGAAAUUAUUGAAGAAAACCUGGAAAAUUCUCCAGAGCUAGUUUUUGUUAGCCACGUAAUACAUCCUUGCCACUUCUACAUUCGGAAGUAUUCACAAAUAAAAGAAGCAGCAGUAUUGGAGAAGAAAGUGAAUGAAUUUUGCAAUAAGAGUUCACAUCUCCAUCCUUCAGACAUUUUGGAGCUAGGUGCAAGAAUAUUUGUCAACAGUACUGAAAACAGAAUGUGGUGUCGAGGAACUAUCACUGAAUUAAUUCCAAUAGAAAGUAAAAAUAUUAGAGAAUCUUGUGGCCCGACCAAAUUCUCAGUCCGUGAAGUUGCGCUAAUUCAGAUAUUUAUGGUAGACUUUGGAAAUUCUGAGGUCCUAAUUGUCACAGGAGUUGGUGAUACCCAUGUGAGACCAGAACACAUUGCUGAGCAGCAUGUUGUGCUAAAUGACUUAUGUCUAGUUCUGAGGAAGUCUGAACCAAAUAUUGAAGGGCUGCUGAAAGAAAUCCAGCCAUUAGCACAACCGUGCUCAUUGAAAGACAUUGUUCCACAGAAUUCAGAUGAAGGCUGGGAAAAGGUGGCUAAAGUGGAAUUUUUGAAAAUGGUAAAUAACAAGGCUGUAUUAAUGAAAGUUUUUAGAGAAGAAGAUGGUGUGCUUAUUGUAGAUCUGCAGAAACCACCAACAAAUAAAAUAAGCAGUGAUAUGCCUGUGUCUCUUAGAGAUGCUUUAGUUUUUAUGGAACUAGCAAGGUUUAGGUCACAGUCACCAAGAAGUCACUCUGAAAAAAAUAUGACUUUAUGCUAUCAUCCACCUAUUUUGCCUAAAGAAAUGACAGAGGUUUCAGUUAUGGUUUGUCAUAUAAAUAGUCCUACUGAUUUCUAUGUUCAGUUGGUAGAGAGCCUGGAUGUUUUAUUUUUAUUAAAGAGGAUUGAGGAAUUCUAUGAAAGUAAAGAUGGGGAAAAUCUGGAAGUUCUUUGUCCAGUUAAAGAUCAAGCCUGUGUAGCUAAAUUUGAAGAUGGAGUUUGGUACCGAGCAAAAGUCACCGGAUUGCCUGGACAUCAGGAAGUUGAAGUUAAGUAUGUAGACUUUGGUAAUAUCGCAAAAAUAACACCUAACAAGAUGCGUAAAAUAAAAGAUGAGUUUCUGAAUCACCCAGAGAAGGCAAUUAAAUGUAAGUUGGCCUAUAUUGAACCAUGUAAAAUGACAAUGCAGUGGUCCAAAAAAGCUAUGGAAAAAUUUGAAGAAAAGACUCAAGAUAAAUUCGUGAUAUGUUCAGUUAUUAAAAUUCUGGAAGAUAAUGUGCUCUUGGUUGAGCUUUUUGAUUCUCUUGGUGCUCCUGGAAUGGCUCCUGUUAGUAUUAAUGACCAGCUAGUCAAAGAAGGCCUAGCAUCUUAUGAAGGAGGAUACACCAUCAAAAAUAAUUCUAAAAAGCAUAUUGAAGUAUGGGAUCCUUCUCCAGAAGAAAUUAUUUCAAAAGAAGUAAACAACUUAAAUCCUGUGCCUGGAAAAUCCCUACCCAAUGAGAAUUUCCAGUCACUUUACAAUAAGGAACUGUCUGUGUAUAUCUGUAAUGUAGUAUCUCCUGAGAAGAUUUAUGUUCAGUGGUUAUUAACAGACAACUUACUUAACAGUUUAGAAGAAAAGAUGAUGGCUGCUUAUGAAAACUCAGAAUGGGAACCUAUUAAAUGGGAAAAUCGUAUGCACUGUGCUGUUAAGAUCCCAGAUAAAAAUGAGUGGCGAAGAGGCCAGAUCAUCAGAAUGGUUACAGACACAUUGGUAGAGGUCUUGCUGUAUGACGUGGGUGUUGAACAAGUGGUGAAUAUUAACUGUUUAAGAGAACUUCAAGAAAAUCUAAAGACAAUGGGAAGAUUAUCUUUGGAAUGCUCUCUUGUUGAUAUAAGACCAACUGGUGGAAAUGACAAGUGGACAGCAACAGCUUGUGACUGUCUUUCAUUGUACCUAACUGGAGCUGUGGCAACUAUAAUCUUACAGGAAAACAACACAACGUGGCCAUUACCUGUGAAAAUUUUCUGCAAAGAUGAAAAAGGAGAGCGUGUUGAUGUUUCUAAGUAUUUGAUUAAAAAGGGUUUGGCUUUCAGAGAAAGGAGAAUUAAUAAAUUAGAUAACAGCCAUUCAUUAUCUGAGAAGUCUCUGGAAAUCCCCCUGGAACAAGAAGAUUCAGUAGUUACUGACAAAAAAGCUGCUGAUAUAAUCAGUGAACACAAAGUGUCCGAAUUUAAAGAGAAAAUUAUAGAACCAAGAACCACUGGAUGCUAUAAACCGCCAGCUAUUCCUAACCUGAAAAUAUUUGAGGCAAUAGUCAGCUGCAUUGGUGAUGAUGGAACUAUAUUUGUAAUACCUAAAUUAUCAGAAUUUGGGCUAGUAGAAAUGAUGAAUGAAAUUCAAAGUAAUUUAAAAUGCCUUGGUCUUUUGGAGCCUUAUUUCUGGAAAAAGGGAGAAGCCUGUGCGGUAAGAGGAUCCGAUACUAUGUGGUAUCGAGGCAAGGUAAUGGAAGUUGUAGGUGGCACUAUCAAGGUACAAUAUUUAGAUCAUGGAUUUACAGAGAAGAUUCCACAGUGUCAUCUUUACCCUGUCUUGCUAUAUCCUGAUACACCUCAGUUUUGUAUUCCUUGUCAGCUCUGUAACACCAUACCCGUUGGGAAUGUCUGGCAACCAGAUGCAAUAGAACUUCUUCGGGAACUGCUUUCAAAGAGAGAGGUGGAAAUUCACAUUAUGGAAUUACCUGAAAAUCCAUGGGGGAGAUUAUCUAUUCAUCUCUAUUUUGAUGGAAUGUCACUUUCUUAUUUUAUGGUACACCAUAAAUAUUGUACUUCUGGACAUUCAGAGGAGAUAUUGAAAGAGAAACCAUCAGGUUACAAUAAAAAGUAUGAAGAGGAAAGAUGGGAAAUAAGGUUCGAGGAACUGCUUUUGUCUGAGACAGAGACUCCUAUUUUACCACCAUAUUUGUCUUCAUCUCUGCCUCACCCAGAAGAACUCUUUGCUGUUCAAGUUAAGCACGUUAUCUCACCUAAUGAGGUGUAUAUAUGUCUUGAUUCUGUAGAAAACUGUAAUGCAUUUAACCGGCAUAGUGACACAGAUGAUAGUAGAGUCAGCUGGGAAUCGGAGAGCCUUGAUGAAGCGCUGUGGAGGGUGAAUAAGAAUGUAGAGACACUUCCUCCUCUGACGGAUUUUAGAACAGAAAUGCCUUGCCUUGCAGAAUAUGGUGAUGGUUUAUGGUAUAGAGCGAAGAUUAUUUCCAUUAAAGAAUUUAAUCCUUUAUCUGUCCUGGUACAAUUUGUUGAUUAUGGAUCAACUGAAAAGCUAACAGUAAACAGACUGUGUCAAAUUCCUCUGCAUCUUAUGCAGUAUCCAGCCCGAGCCAUAAAGGUUCUCUUGGCAGGGUUUAAACCUCCUUUAAAGGAUCCAGGAAAGGCAAGAAUACCGUAUUGUCCCAGCUGGAGCAUGGAAGCAUUGUGGGCUAUGAUAGACUGUCUUCAAGAAAAGCGACUUUAUGCUUCUUCUGUGGCUCAGACACCAGAACCAGUAGUGACAUUAUAUGAAGAUGAACAGUAUCCAGUUCAUAUGUCAUUAAUAAAAAUGGGGCUCGCAGACAGAGAUGAGUGA
Messenger RNA from Cynocephalus volans (Philippine flying lemur), 5313 nucleotides. It is a transcript of the gene RNF17, whose product is annotated as ring finger protein 17. Lineage: Eukaryota; Metazoa; Chordata; Mammalia; Dermoptera; Cynocephalidae. Gene Ontology annotation, molecular function: nucleotide binding. The record is from RefSeq and is a predicted model, not a curated record. The transcript has 37 exons. The coding region runs from base 1 to 5313 and encodes 1770 amino acids.